Messenger RNA from Arachis duranensis, 2221 nucleotides. Its product is annotated as coronatine-insensitive protein 1. The record is from RefSeq and is a predicted model, not a curated record. Gene Ontology annotation, biological process: SCF-dependent proteasomal ubiquitin-dependent protein catabolic process. Gene Ontology annotation, cellular component: SCF ubiquitin ligase complex. Lineage: Eukaryota; Viridiplantae; Streptophyta; Magnoliopsida; Fabales; Fabaceae.
UCAAAUCAAUCGUCACCGUCCGAUUCCUUUCACCACAGAAAUAUCAACCAUCCCCGCCAUGUCCAAACACAUCCAAUUCUCACUCUUCACACUUCAACCCUCUUCUAACACACUCACCCUGACACCAUAGUCUUUUCUGACUUCUCUUUUUUUAAGAAAAAAAAAUAAUAAAAAAGUUCUCCAAUUUUUGGAGACUCUCAACCGAUCUCGAUGGAGGAAAGGAGCGUGAGGAGGACGCGCCAGGUGGACGUGGUGAUGGACUGCGUGAUUCCGUACAUCGAUGACCCGAAAGACCGCGACGCCGUGUCUCAGGUGUGUCGGCGGUGGUACGAGCUCGAUUCCAUGACACGUAAGCACGUCACCAUCGCGCUAUGCUACACCACCACGCCGGACCGCCUCAGGCGGCGGUUCCCUCACCUGGAGUCUCUGAAGCUGAAGGGGAAGCCUAGGGCGGCGAUGUUCAACCUCAUACCGGAGGAUUGGGGCGGUCACGUGACGCCUUGGGUGACGGAGAUCUCGCAGCACUUUGGAUGCCUCAGGAGCCUCCAUUUCCGGCGCAUGAUUGUUAAGGACUCCGAUCUUGAGGUUCUUGCUAAGUCACGUGGUCACGUGCUUCAAGCUCUGAAGCUUGAUAAGUGUUCUGGUUUCUCCACAGAUGGCCUUUUCUUUGUUGGCAGGUUUUGCAGGAAUUUAAGAGUCUUGUUUUUGGAGGAAAGCACAAUUGUUGAGAAAGAUGGUGAAUGGUUGCAUGAGCUUGCUUUAAAUAAUACGGUUCUUGAGUCACUCAAUUUUUACUUGACGGAAAUUGCGGCUGUAGGAAUUCAGGACCUUGAACUUAUAGCCAAAAAUUGCCCCAACUUAGUCUCCGUGAAAGUUACUGAUUCCGAAAUCUUGGAUCUUGUGAACUUCUUUCGCUAUGCUACUUCUCUAGAAGAAUUUUGUGGAGGUGCCUAUACUGAGGAACCAGAUAGGUACAAUGCUGUAACAUUACCAGCCAGGUUAUGCCGAUUGGGUUUGACAAAUAUUGAAAGCAAUGAGUUGCCAAUGGUGUUUGUUUAUGCAUCCAUACUAAAAAAGUUGGACCUCAUGUAUGCAAUGCUGGAUACAGAGGAUCAUUGCAAGUUAAUUGAAAAGUGCCCCAAUUUGGAAGUCCUCGAGUCAAGAAAUGUAAUUGGAGAUAGAGGAUUGGAGGUUCUUGCUCGCUGUUGUACAAAGUUAAAAAGGCUUAGGAUUGAUAGAGGUGAUGAUGAUCAAGGAAUGGAAGAUGAAGAUGGUGUUGUUUCCCAUAGAGGAUUAACUGCUUUGGCACAGGGAUGUCCAAAACUCGAAUAUUUGGCUGUUUAUGUAUCUGACAUCACAAAUGCAUGUUUGGAACAGAUUGGGACUCACUUGAGAAACCUUUGUGAUUUUCGCCUUGUCCUGCUUGAUCAUGAAGCAGAAAUAACCGAUUUGCCACUUGACAACGGAGUAAGGACUUUACUUAUGGGUUGUAACAAGCUUAGAAGAUUUGCUCUUUAUCUCCGACCCGGGGGCUUGACCGACCAAGGUCUUGGCUACAUUGGGCAAUACAGCCAAAAUGUAAGAUGGAUGCUACUUGGCUAUGUUGGACAGUCCGAUGCAGGGCUUUUGGAAUUCUCUAAGGGCUGUCCGAAUCUCCAGAAACUCGAAAUGAGAGGCUGUUCCUUUUUUAGUGAGCGUGCACUAGCCAUUGCUGCAAUGCGCCUGGCUUCUCUUAGGUACUUGUGGGUGCAAGGCUAUGGUGCCUCUUCUUCUGGACGCGAUCUUUUGGCUAUGGCUCGCCCCUUUUGGAAUAUCGAGUUGAUUCCUUCUAGACAUGUGGCGGUAAAUAAUAAUCCGGAAAUGCCAGUAAUCAUUGAGCAUCCGGCUCACAUUCUUGCAUAUUACUCUCUUGCGGGGCAAAGAGAUGAUUUUCCGGAUAGCGUUGUACCUUUGGAAUCCACGGUAUGUGCAUAAACCUUUUCUCACUCAUCUUUCCCCUUUCCAAGUUUGGCUUGUAACAACUUGCUCUAUUUGUAGUAUCAGGGGUUUUCAUUUUUCACUGCAGUUCCUAGACAAUAGUCUUUCAGUAAGGUUGUCUUCUUUCUUGUAAUUUUGAAACUCUUCUACCGUUCUACUGUUCUACCAACUCAGUAAUUCGGUUCCCUCUUAGCUGACGAUGCUCAAUUUUGUGAAUAAGAUGAUGCAAGAGUUAAUUUUUCCA